This is a messenger RNA of Ornithodoros turicata, 2196 nucleotides long. RefSeq lists its product as uncharacterized. The coding region runs from base 1 to 2196 and encodes 731 amino acids. The transcript has 15 exons. The record is from RefSeq and is a predicted model, not a curated record. NCBI's taxonomy places the organism in Eukaryota, Metazoa, Arthropoda, Arachnida, Ixodida, Argasidae.
AUGUUCAAGAACAUUGCAGGCAUAUACGCCAGUGCAAGUCACCAGCUCAGGCCGGAAACGAUGGACUACAAUUCGCUACGCUGCCAAGGUCUAGAAGCUGAAGAGGAGAAUAAUCCGCAUUCACUGAGCGACCCAAAGACGGACUUCACAACACAAAGUUCAGUGACAAAAUGUUCGUUGUGCAAAGAUAAGAGGUCAGAAUGGCUUAAGAGGAAAAAGGAGAACGAAUUCUUGGUUCCAUUGUAUCCUCAACCAGCGGAAAGCAGAGACGAGAACAGUCCUCCAAGCGCAUCCAUGGCCCACACCUCAGCACAAAACACGGUGGGCACAGUUUUAUUUCAUAGUGAAAUUUCUGCGGUGCAGGGUCUGCUGUCUCUCUCUUCCUGUCUUUUGCAGAGCAGCAAGCCGCACGUGUGUCCCAGUGGUGACCAGACAUGCACAGCUGAAGGCAGAACACUGGAUGUUGGAACGGGUCUGGAGCCAAUGAUGACGAGGAAGUUUGAAAUAGAGGUUGGAAGUGCUGCAGCAGAGACACCUGUAACAAAGGUGCCAGAGCACAACCAAGGGCAAGCUAAAAGCUCUGCUGCUUACAGCCUCGAACCUGUCCCAAGUGAUGUAAACCGUGGCACAGCUGCAGAGGAGUGUGACCCCUCAAUAACUUGCAAGGACACGGACGUGGAACUCCUGGGGACUGCAUGCGACGAUGAUGUUUGUAGCAUCCCUUCAGUUGAGGUGCCGUCCCCACUAGACCUCAGUGCAUGCAGCACAUCACAGGAGGUCACUAGCAAAGAAAUGGACGUGGAACUCCUGGGGACUGCAUGCGACGAUGAUGUUCGUAGUAUCCCUUCAGUUGAGGUGCCGUCCCCGCUUGACCUCAGUGCAUGCAGCACAUCACAGAGAUGCGACAUUUCCGUAAGCUGCAGUGAAACGACCCUUUCAAGCACUGAAAAAGAACAGCUUUUGGAGCGUAUAAAGUGGCUGGAACGUGCUCACCGAAGAGACCAAAAAAAGAUCAGGGCCUUGGAAGAGCAGAAAGAAAUCUUCCACGAGCAUCUCUCAGACAUGUUCAAUUCGGACCAGCUGUCUGCCAUCUCCAGGCACAGCAACCGUGGAAGCAAGUGGUCUGAGAGUACCAUUAAGAAGGCAUUGCAGCUACACUUCUCCUGUGGAAGCAGCGGGUAUGACGACAUCCUGGAACAGAAACUCCCAUACCCUUCUGCAAGAACGCUGAGACGAAGAGUUGAAGGCAUCAAGUUCCAGCCUGGUGUACUGCACGAGGUGUUUGAGCUGCUGCAGGCUAAAGUCCCAGCCCUUGGACCCCAGGAACGAUGCUGUCUUUUGAUGAUAGAUGAGAUGGCUAUUCAGCAGAAGCUCGAGUACGACCCCAGUACCAGCUCCAUCCGUGGAUACAGCACACUUCCGGUGCCAGGCAAGCAAGAAAAAACACUGGCGACCCACGGACUUGUUUUUAUGUUAUGCGGAAUAUCCACACGAUGGAAGCAAGUUGUUGGUUAUCACUACACGGGAGACUCGUUCAGUGGAGUGGACGCAGGAAACAAGACGGUUGACAUAAUAAAAAAAUGCCAUGCCAUCGAGCUUAAUGUUCUGGCCAUAACCACAGACAUGGGACCAGGGAAUAGAUCUAUGUGGCAGUUGUUCAAGGGAAACAAAGAAAUACGUGUUCUGGCAGAUGUUCCACACAUAGCGAAAAACAUGUGUGGUCACCUUGUCAACAACCAGAGGAUAGUGUUGCAUCCUGACGACGUGCACGAGAACAACCUGCAGGGCUGCAUUAUCUCUCUCGACCCCCUAAAGAAACUUGUGGACUUUCAAGACGGCAGUGUCUUUAAACUCGCACCAAAUCUCAGAAAGGAGGUUAUUGAACCAAAUCAUUUUGACAAAAUGAAAGUUUCAAAUGCUAUGAAGAUAUUCAGUCAUGCAACAGCAGUGGCUCUGUGCUACAUGGUAGACAAGCACGGAUGGCCACAACAGGUCUUGACAACAGCAUGGUUCAUUGAACAAGUGAACCAUUGGUUUGACCUCAUGUGUAGUCGCCAUCCCGUUAUGGCUCUGAGCAACCACAACAUCGACAAGCACAGGGAGGCAGUAGCCUUCCUUGAGAAAUUCAUGAAAUUUUUUUCACGUGCGAAGAUCGGAAAUGGGCACUUCAAACCAUCUACAAAAGCACCUCCUUGA